CCCAUUUUCUCUCGCAUCUGUUUUGUUGUUUGAUUGUUCUUCUCUUCUGUUUCUUCUGUGUCUCUGUCUUGCUCCUCCGUCGCCGUCGCUGAUCCCGUUGCUCUAUCUUCCGCGAUUCGAUCGGUAGAAGCGUUCAUCCAGAUGGCUGGAGGAGGAAUUAUCCAGCAGCUUCUGAGGAGGAAACUUCAUUCCCCUUCAGUUGCAGCUCCAGUCUUGUCAUGGUUUUCUUCGAAGAAAGCUCAAGAGGAUGCUGGGUCUGCUGGUGUUAGGGCUCUGGCACUGGUGGGUGCUGGUGUGACAGGAUUAUUGAGCUUUUCAUCAGUAGCAUCCGCUGAUGAGGCUGAACAUGGCUUGGAGUCUCCAAACUACCCUUGGCCCCAUGAUGGCAUCCUAAGCUCCUAUGAUCAUGCUUCGAUCCGACGUGGGCAUCAAGUUUACCAGCAAGUCUGUGCAUCUUGUCACUCAAUGUCUCUGAUCUCAUAUCGAGAUUUGGUGGGUGUUGCCUACACGGAGGAAGAAGUAAAAGCAAUGGCAGCUGAAAUCGAGGUUGAAGAUGGACCUAACGAUGAGGGUGAAAUGUUCUCCCGUCCUGGUAAACUAAGUGACCGAUUUCCCCAGCCAUACUCAAACGAGGCAGCUGCAAGGUUUGCCAAUGGAGGAGCGUAUCCUCCAGAUCUAAGUCUUAUAACCAAGGCACGCCACAAUGGCCAGAAUUAUGUCUUUGCUCUUCUGACUGGUUACCGUGAUCCUCCUGCUGGCGUUUCGAUAAGAGAGGGUUUGCACUACAAUCCUUAUUUCCCUGGGGGAGCAAUCGCUAUGCCGAAGAUGCUCAAUGAUGAAGCUGUGGAGUAUGAGGAUGGAACCCCUGCCACCGAAGCUCAGAUGGGUAAAGACGUUGUUUCGUUCUUGGCCUGGGCAGCUGAACCAGAAAUGGAAGAAAGGAAAUUGAUGGGUUUCAAGUGGAUAUUCCUACUGUCGCUCGCACUGCUCCAAGCAGCUUACUACAGGCGGCUCAAGUGGUCGGUUCUCAAGUCCCGCAAGCUCGUCCUCGACGUAGUGAACUAAAAUAAAAAGCAAAAGCUGCAAGAAGUGAGAGAGCUUGUCCUGUUAUCCAUUCGUAGAAGAGACUGUUUUCUCAGGUAAAAUAAUAAAACAUGGUAUCAUCCCAUUUUGUCUCUGUGUCAAAUCCCAUGGACCGACCAAACCAGUCUUUUGCUGGAAGCUGCAAAGAGCUGUUUUUCCUUCAGUCAGUUAUAUGAGGGGAAAAAGAGAGAACAAAAAGCUUUUUCGCCUCAUAUAAGCACACAUGAUUUUGAUUAUUGUGUUAUUAUACUCACACACAUUGAUUUUGUCGUGUUUCCUUGUUCUUCUCGGCUUGUCUCAAUAAAGGAAGUAUUUCUUCA
Messenger RNA from Tarenaya hassleriana, 1403 nucleotides. RefSeq names its product cytochrome c1 1, heme protein, mitochondrial. The transcript is spliced from 8 exons. The record is from RefSeq and is a predicted model, not a curated record. Bases 142 to 1065 code for a protein of 307 amino acids. Gene Ontology annotation, molecular function: electron transfer activity; heme binding. Gene Ontology annotation, biological process: mitochondrial electron transport, ubiquinol to cytochrome c. Lineage: Eukaryota; Viridiplantae; Streptophyta; Magnoliopsida; Brassicales; Cleomaceae.